Trichosporon asahii var. asahii CBS 2479 is the source of this 945-nucleotide messenger RNA. Its product is annotated as stomatin-like protein. Gene Ontology annotation, cellular component: plasma membrane. Bases 1 to 945 code for a protein of 314 amino acids. The transcript has 5 exons. The record is from RefSeq and is a predicted model, not a curated record. NCBI's taxonomy places the organism in Eukaryota, Fungi, Basidiomycota, Tremellomycetes, Trichosporonales, Trichosporonaceae.
AUGUCCUCCUCUAUUGCACCCUCCUACAACCACGCUACCAACAACUCGCCGCCUGCUCUGCAGUACGACGACAACGAGCUUCACCGCUAUGUCACUGAUGACGGGCCCAGCCACUCCAAGGCCCCAGUCGACCGCGGUGUCAUUCCCCCUCAGCCUGCCCUCAUCCCCCUACGUAAAGCCGACAUGCAGCCUUCCUACGCCCAGGAUCUUGGUUCUGGAACUGUCACUCACGGCUUCUACGGAUCUAUGAUGACCGGCAUCGGAGCCUGCAUCGGAGCGUUCUACAAGUCUGUUGACCCCGGUCUCGUGCAGGUCAACGUCUGCUCGGAGGACAUCCGCAUGGUCGACGUCAAGAUCCAGCUCACGACCGUCCCGCCCCAGACGGUGCAGACGAAGGACAACGUCUCCGUCAUUGUCGACUCUGUCAUCUCGUGGCACAUUGUCUCGCCCUACCGCGCCGCCUUCGGUAUCAACAACCUGACCAUGGCACUUGUCGAGCGUGCGCAGACAACUCUGCGCCAAGUCGUCGGUGGGCGCGUCCUGCAGUCCGUCAUUUCGGACCGUGAGGGCCUUGCGCAAGAGGUCGCCGAGAUCAUCGAGACGACGGCCGAGAAGUGGGGCGUCAGCAUCGAGUCCAUCCUCCUCAAGGACAUCAACUUCUCCGUCGAGCUGCAGCAGUCUCUCUCGUCUGCCGCCACCCAGAAGCGUAUUGGAGAGUCCAAGGUCAUUGCUGCGCGCGCCGAGGUCGACGCCGCCAAGCUCAUGCGCCAGGCUGCCGACAUCCUCGCCUCGCCCGCCGCUAUGCAGAUCCGCCAGCUCGAGGCGCUCCAGGCCAUGGCCCGCACGAGCGGAAGCAAGGGUACGUUAUGCUCCGAUGCUAGUGACGAGGAUCUGUCUCACCGAGCCGCGGCAUGUGGCGCCUCCGCGGAGGCCGUCACGGCGUAG